AGCAUGAUGGCUGCGGAUGCUGCGGCAGCUUACCGCUUCCCGCUCUCCAUCCUGCAUCCUCCCGGGGUGUCUCUCCUCUUCCUGCUGGCCCUGCUCUCCACUCUUCCGGCCACGACACGGGCACUGCUCGGCGUCCGACCGGAGGACACUGAAAGCCAAGAGAUAUCCGUCCGGGAUGGGAUGCUGACCGCCACCGAGGGGACCCGCUUCAUGCUGAGGGUGUACUACUCCGUAUCUCCGGUAGCCCAGCAGCAUCCCCUAAACCUGAGUAGUGCAACCAGCGGCAGAAAGGAAGGCGUCCCGGCCGCACCGUGGAUCGCUUUUAUCGAAGAACCGGAGGGGGAUAGCGGCCAUGAAGAAAGGCAACUUCUGCCAAAAGUCAAUCCCUGCGUGGUGGAGAACGCCCGCAGCUCUGAUAUUGAACUGUUGGGCUCUUUCAAGUCCUCGUCCAGCCACAACUCCGUUCUGGUCGAGCUCCUGGCCAAAGACCUGCGGCGGGGCGAGGCGGUUAAACAUUACUCCAUGUGCGCCUUCGACGGGACGAAGUGGGAGCAUUUUAGCACCAGGGACUUUUGGUUAGCGGUGGUGGAGAGACCGCCGCAGGCGGACCUCUGGCUGCAGGCGGGAGUUUCCGUGCUGUUGUUAGCACUUUCGGCGCUGUGCAGCGGACUGAACAUCAGCAUGCUCGCCCUGGACCCUGUGGAGCUCCGCGUUCUGCAGAACAGCGGCACCGACAAGGAGCAGAAAUACGCGCGAAACAUCGAGUCCGUGCGUAAACACGGAAACUACAUAUUGUGCACCGUGGUGCUGGGCAACGUGCUCACCAACACGUGCUUCGUGGUGUGGAUGUGUCAGAUUGUGGGAAUGACUGUACUCUCAACGGCCUCGUGCACUUUCGGGAUCUUCUUUAUCGGUGAGAUUCUCCCGCACUCCGUGGCCUCCCGCCACAGCCUGGCGAUCGCCUCCAAGACGCUGUGUGCCACGCGGCUGCUGAUGCUGCUGUUCUUCCCCAUCGCCUACCCAGUGUCCAAGAUCCUGGACAUCAUGCUGCACCAAGAGAUCAGCAGCUUCUACACGCGGGAAAAGUUGGUGGCCAUGUUGCGUGUGACGGACCCGUACCACGACCUGGUGAAAGAGGAGCUGAACAUCAUCCAGGGAGCCCUGGAGCUGAGGACCAAGACAGUUGAGGACGUGUGCACGCCCCUGUCCGACUGCUACAUGCUGUCCUCGGACGCAACGCUGGACUUCUGCACCAUGUCCGACGUCAUGCAGAGCGGCUUCACGCGCAUACCCGUGUACGAGAACGACAGGUCCAACAUCGUUGACAUUUUGUUCGUCAAAGACCUGGCGUUCGUGGAUCCGGACGACUGCACGCCCCUCAAGACCAUAACCCAGUUCUACAGGCACCCCAUGCACAGCGUGUUCAACGACACUAAACUGGACGUGAUGCUGGAAGAAUUCAAACGAGGUAAGUCCCACCUGGCGGUGGUGCAGCGGGUGAACAGCGAGGGCGAGGGCGACCCGUUCUACGAGGUCAUGGGCCUCGUGACCCUGGAGGACGUCAUCGAGGAGAUCAUCAAGUCGGAGAUCGUGGACGAGACCGACCUCUUCACUGAUAACCGCACCAAGCGGCGCGUCUCCAGCCACGAGAGGAAGCAGCAGGACUUCUCCAUCUUCAAGCUGGGGGAGAACGAGCUGAGGGGGAAGGUCUCCCCCCAGCUGCUGCUGGCCACACACCGCUUCCUGGCUACCGAGGUGGAGCCCUUCCGGCCAUGUCACCUGUCGGAGAAGAUCCUGCUGCGUCUCAUCAAGCACCCCAGCGUGGUCCAGGAGCUCAAGUUCAACCCCAAGGACAAGCGCUGCCCCCAGCACUACCUCUUCCAGAGGAACAAGCCCGUCGACUACUUUGUCCUCAUCCUGCAGGGCCGGGUGGAGGUGGAGAUCGGUAAGGAGGAGCUGAGGUUUGAGAACGGAGCCUUCUCCUACUACGGCAUGCCGUCCCUGGUGCCUCUGCUGCCCCUCAUCCACAGGUGCAGCUCCCGCAGCAGUAUCCUGAACCAGUCCGACUCCAUGCUGAGUGCCGGCAGCGUGGGUCACCUGAGCGCGGUGGGGGUAGGAGGAGGAGUCUAUCUGCCCGACUACUCGGUCAGACAGCUCACAGACCUGCAGAUCAUACGGAUCUCCAGGAGCCACUACCAGAACGCCCUGACGGCCUGCAGGAUGGACUGCUCCCCCCUGUCGCCGGACCCCUGCGACGCCAAGGGCAGACCCCCCGUCCCCGAGGCCCGCUCCCACAGCAUCGCCCUGCCCCUCCCCCCCCACGCCCACGCCCGUCUGGGCCUGGCCCGCCUGGCCCACCUGCACCCCCCCCACGCCGGCCUGCGCACCACGGCCCGCCUCAACCACCGCAACCGCAUCGUCCGCAGCAAGUCAGACGGCCAGCGCAGCCCCAACGACACGGUGUUCCUCCGCAUGGACGAGAUCCCCUUCAUCCACGAGGACCGGCCCGAGAGCAGCCAGGACCAGGACACCUCGCCCUGCAUCAGCUCCUUCUCUCUCUCCAGCUCCGAAGAGACCGUCGGGAAGAAGCUCCUGCGCAAGAUAAGUAACAAGGCGAGGAAGAAAUCCUACGAUGGAGACAGAAAUCUGGAGGAGGAGGGCUCGGAACCGGCGCCGGUGAAGAGCUAGCAGAGUGCUAGCAUCAGCGCUAACAACGCUACCAUGCUACAUCCAGAGG
Messenger RNA from Gadus chalcogrammus (walleye pollock), 2737 nucleotides. Its product is annotated as metal transporter CNNM1. The transcript is spliced from 10 exons. The record is from RefSeq and is a predicted model, not a curated record. The coding region runs from base 4 to 2688 and encodes 894 amino acids. NCBI's taxonomy places the organism in Eukaryota, Metazoa, Chordata, Actinopteri, Gadiformes, Gadidae. Gene Ontology annotation, cellular component: plasma membrane. Gene Ontology annotation, biological process: magnesium ion homeostasis; transport. Gene Ontology annotation, molecular function: transmembrane transporter activity.